AUGGACGGCGCAGGACUUCCGUUCUACGCAGCAGCGGCCGGUGUCCUGAGCCACUGGUUUUAUUUCAUACGUGGAGAGCACCAUGUACAAGGACCACUCCUUUUACGUCUCGCACUUGUCCUCCCCUGCCUUCUCCUUGGCGGCCUAUGGAGUUACGGAGGCCUUGAUGCGAUUUCUGCCGGAACACUCACGUUAAAAUGUGUCUCAUUGUACUAUGCGGCGUUAUGGACGAGUAUACUUGUCUAUCGCAUAUUCUUCCAUCGUCUUCGAAGAUUUCCAGGGCCGUUUAUGUUCAAGACUUCGAAGCUUUGGCAUGUCUAUAAACUUGCGCCAAAUUCAGAUAACUAUAAGCAGCUAGAUGCCCUUCACCGGCAGUAUGGAGAUUUUGUACGGACAGGAAAGUUCACGACAUUCGGUCUAUUGGAAACAGUCACUAACAGAUACGUCUCAGGCCCAUGUGAGGUUUCGAUAUUCGACCCCAAUGCAGUGCCAAUACUUCUUGGACCGGGAACAAAGUGCACGAAAGCCCCCUGGUAUGAUGCCAACUUACCCUACAUCUCAAUGCACACUCUGCGAGACAAGUCUGCACAUGACAAGAGGAGGCGGAUCUGGGAUCGUGGGUUCAAUGCAAAAGCUCUCCGCCAGUACGAAGACCGCAUCUUACGCUACUCGAAAGAGCUACUGAGGCAAAUCAGCAGUCGUUCUGGUCAGACACUAAACGCAUCAAAGUUCUUCCACUUCUACUCCUUCGAUGUGAUGGGAGACAUUGCGUUCGGAAAAUCAUUUGGAAUGCUGGAAACCGGCAAGUCCAACGACGCCCUCAAUCUGCUUGCAGAAGGCAUGAAGCCUUUGGGAGUUUUGACGCCCGCGCCUUGGAUUUUCUGUGUCUUGACUAGCAUUCCUGGUCUGUCGGCUGGCUUUAAGACAUUCGUUGCUUGGUGUGCCGAGCAGAUCCAGCAGAGGAAGAAGAUGGAGAUGGAGGUCCCAGAUGUCAUGUCGUGGAUCAUCGAUGCCGCAGCUCAAGCUUCACCUAACGAACGGGAGAAAGAAGAACAGCUUUUGGAGAGUGAUUCACGCCUCAUCAUCGUGGCCGGAAGUGACACAACCGCCGCAACACUCACGUAUGCUUUCUACCGUCUCGCACAGAACCCCGAGCACGUCACGAAACUCCGCGCCGAGCUUGAUCCACUGCGAGGCAGCGACGGCGAGUACAACUUCAAAGACCUGCAAACCGCCGACUAUCUCAACGGAGUCAUCAAUGAGACUCUGAGACUCCACCCACCAGUGCCGUCGGGCACUCUGCGCGUAACUCCUCCCGAGGGUAUCAUGGUCGGCCAGACCUUCAUCCCUGGAGACGUCACGGUCGUAUCGCCGACGUACACAGUCGGGCGACUCGAGAGCGCAUUUGAGCGUGCGACCGAGUUCGUUCCAGAGCGGUGGUAUUCUGCUCCAGGAAUGAUCAAGAACAAGAACGCCUUUGCGCCGUUUGCUCUUGGUCCCUAUUCCUGCAUUGGAAAGCAGCUUGCGUUGAUGGAAUUGCGGUCGGUUAUCGCGCUUCUGGUUACUGGCUUCAACGUCUACUUCGCCCCGGGCGAGAGUGGAAGCCGACUCAUCAAUGACUCGAAAGACUUUUUCACGAUAACCAUAAGCGACUUGGAUCUCGUUUUCGCGCCUCGAAAGACAACCUAG
This is a messenger RNA of Exophiala spinifera, 1689 nucleotides long. RefSeq lists its product as uncharacterized. Gene Ontology annotation, molecular function: monooxygenase activity; heme binding; iron ion binding. The transcript has 5 exons. Bases 1 to 1689 code for a protein of 562 amino acids. Lineage: Eukaryota; Fungi; Ascomycota; Eurotiomycetes; Chaetothyriales; Herpotrichiellaceae. The record is from RefSeq and is a predicted model, not a curated record.